This is a messenger RNA of Bemisia tabaci, 3811 nucleotides long. It is a transcript of the gene Ent3, whose product is annotated as equilibrative nucleoside transporter 3. NCBI's taxonomy places the organism in Eukaryota, Metazoa, Arthropoda, Insecta, Hemiptera, Aleyrodidae. The record is from RefSeq and is a predicted model, not a curated record. Gene Ontology annotation, molecular function: nucleoside transmembrane transporter activity; monoamine transmembrane transporter activity. Gene Ontology annotation, cellular component: plasma membrane. Gene Ontology annotation, biological process: nucleoside transmembrane transport.
CAAAUCCAAAAUGUAGCGUGCCGUGCUUUAUGCCUCUCUUAAGUGUGAAUUAUGACUGGACCAAGCGCUAGCGAUCGGGUCGGGAGUUGCGUGGCGAAGUUGGGAGCUUUGAGAGGCACAGAGGGCGCUACACACGACUUGGAAACGGGGAAGCGGAAAAAUCGAUGGGCGCGCUCGUGGCUCACUCCCGCGAAACGGACCCUGCGCGCCGCAUGGAUUUUCCGGAGCCAAGUCGUCUCCAACUUGUUUAUUAGCGUGGCCCCUUGGCUUUUCGAGUCGGACGAGCCAUGUCCGUUGGCGCGAGGACUGGUGGUGAGUUUCGCGCCCUUGCUCCGUCGACCGUAGCGUGAAAGGAGCCGAGAUGCUUUUGCCGAACCAGUGCCAUGUGCGAGUGAGCUAUUUUCUAGUGUGAGUGCCAGUGUCAAGACCACCCGAACCAUGGACGAGAAUUUGAGCCGCGGGUAUAUCCAGCUGGGCAAGACCAGGAUGCCCGGCGACAUGAGGAUGUCCAACGGAUUCAACCACCUCUCGCCGCCCAUCGACAAAUACAACGGAAUAUAUUUGUCCCUCGUCUUGGCCGGAGUCGGGUUCCUAUUGCCCUACAACAGUUUCAUCAUAGCUGUGGAUUACUUUACUCAGCAGUAUCCUGGAACCACCAUCGUGUUUGACAUGUCACUCAUAUAUAUUGUCAUGGCUUUUUUUGCUGUCCUGGCAAACAAUAUCCUCGUUGAAACUUUGUCUUUAAAUACGCGGAUAACUUUUGGUUACCUUGUUUCUUUCAUCACAUUGUUGUUUGUAGCAACCUGUGAAGUUUGGCUCGGAAUUUUCGGCCACACAUUAGCAUAUACAAUGAAUUUAAUAGCGGUUGCUGUAGUUGCUCUCGGAUGCACAGUUCAGCAAUCCAGCUUUUAUGGCUACACAAGUAUGCUUCCAAGUCGAUAUACACAAGCUGUGAUGGCAGGAGAAAGUGGUGCUGGAUUUUUGGUGUCUGUAAAUAGAAUUAUUACAAAACUAAUAAUGGAUAAUCAAACCCUGAACACUCUGAUAUUUUUUGGAAUCAGUGCUGUUGGUGUGGCUGUGUGUUUUUGUUUGCAUCAAGUUGUUCGCAAAACAGACUUCGUUCAGUUUUAUUUGACUCUUUGUCGAGAAUCAAAGAAAAUAACUCUGGAACCAGCCGAGGAUCUUGGUUUGAUGGAUCCUACAGAUCAAAUCGAAGGUUCCGAUCGUAACCAAUAUGGUGUGUUGAAACUUAAUCAACAAAGUCCAAUGGAGUCAUCAAAUGCAGGUUUCAGUUUCGCAAAUCCGGUGUACGAGCCGAAUUCUGCAACAACUGGUACUACCUAUAAAGUUGAAGAUGUUGUCAUCCGACUCCGGAGUGAAUCAUCAGGCGGUUACACAUCAAUGGGUCCCACUAAAGUUUGGUCCAAUAUCAAAAGAGGUCUUCUGGCACGAUGGGAAGUGGCAAAAAGUAUCUGGCAUUACAUGUUGUCAAUUGGCUUGGCUUAUUUUGUCACCUUAUGCCUCUAUCCUGGUAUUGAAUCAGAAAUCAUUAGUUGCAAAUGGGGUUCAUGGAUGCCCGUCAUUCUCAUGGCUGUUUUUAAUGCAUCUGAUCUUAUUGGGAAGAUCCUGGCCUCAGUUCCAUACGAGUGGUCCCGCAGCCAGCUCCUAAUGUUUGCUAGUGCGAGAGUAAUUCUUGUUCCUCUACUGCUGCUUUGUGCCACUCCCCGUGGGAACCCUUUCAUUCCAGAAGAAGCAUAUCCUUUGUUUUUUUCAAUGUUAUUAGGCUUGAGCAAUGGUAUUGUUGGAAGCGUACCAAUGAUUCAAGCACCAAGUCGCAUCGCUGAUGAGCAUCGAGAACUCACAGGAAACAUCAUGACUCUAUCUUACAACAUCGGACUCACUGGUGGCUCCUUGGUAGCGUACCUUUUGGACGCAAUGCUCGGUCCUCCUGUCGGCUCUCCAUGUACGACACCUACUUUUGUUAUGUACCACAACCGUAGUGUUUUCCCAUCAGAACGAGUUCGUGUGACAACGCAGUCCAUUGCCACCACAGUCACCACCACUGUCGCUACUGUUGCAACCACAGCCAUGACUGUGUUAUCCACCACACAAGAACGCCCGCUCACAACCAUUCGACCUUUCUCAAUGAAACCUUUGUUCCUGAAUUCAACAAUUCCAGUUCCUACUCUGAUUGCUAAUGCGACAUCGCUUUUAACAAGCACUGCUACAACAAGUGUGUAGGAAGAAACUUUUGUCAACCAUUAUUACAGACCUCUUAAUAUCAUUUUUCAUGAAAUAGAUAUUUUAAAAUCAUUUUGAGGUACGAAUAUUUUCUCCAUGGUCAACCCAUGACAACUCGUCCUGUCUCACUUUUUGUACUUUCAUUAGGCCAAAACUAGCUGUGUGAAAAAUAAGACUGAAGGUCGCAACUUGUUACAGCUGAACCAGUACAGCUGAACUGAGGCUUGGUACUAUAAAAACAUGAUAAAAUUAUCUUACAUAAAUUGAUAUCAUUAACUUAUUAAUCAAUGACUGCAGUGUGGACUGCAAUAAGUUUCAAUAAAAUUCUAUGCACAGUUGUUCCAACAUAAAAAUGCUAGAAUUUGUUGCAACUCAAUCCACCAUUGAAGUUGCAAUAUUAUUGCAUGUUUUGCCUCUAGUUCGUUGCCUGUCCAUGGAUUUUAAGUCUGGAAAAUCUUGCAAUAAAUCAUAAUUUUAUCGAUUUAAGUCAAAAUUGUUGAUUUACGUUACCGAUAAAUGUCUCCUUUGCUUGUUUUAAACUAUGGAUAAUAUUUUCAAAAUUUCAAUCGUUCCCCAUUAAGUUUAAAUUUUUUAGGUCUUUAAUAAUGGAAAAUUUCAUGACGUCAAGAAGAAUGAGAAAUACCCUUGAGGCUUGUUCCCUGCCUUUCUUACCUUGUGUGAUUCCUUAAUUUUUCUAUUAUUGGAUGUACAUAGUCUACAGAAUGCUACUUUACUCACCUAUUCCUGACCCUUGACAUGUUUCAUAAUUGCCAAAUCAUGAAUCUGAGGGAAGAAAAAUGUGUGUUUCCCAGCAUCCAACAAAUAACUUUCAACUAAUUAUUGGCAAUAAGCAAGAUUUUCACCAAGCUUUUUUCCUCAGGGACACAUAAGUGUCAAGAAGGCCAAUUUUCAUUGCUACCUAUUUGAUACUGCCUAUGUGGUAAAAAAGAAAAAUAUGUUUUUCAAAUUUCUAUAGUUUUACAUUUUUACUGGGUAAAAAGAAGAGGGUUUCUCUUGAAGUUUGAAAAAUAUUGAUUCUAAUUAGAAAUGGAGUUAGAAAUGUCCUCUUUUGCCAAGACCGGAGAAAUUGAAUUUUGAUUAUUUACAAUUUUAGUGACCCAGUGAAGAUUGUUCAUGGCCAAUUGACGCUAGACUAAGAAACAGAAUGCUGCAUAUGGCUGUGCAUAGAAGAAUCAUAAAUUUAUCUACAUAGGAAUCUAGGUAUUAUCUUUUUUGAAGAUAAUACAUCUUGCAGAGAUUUAUUCCUGGCUUCGUAAUUCAAGUGAAUAAUUUUGUAAGGAUACAAAAUUUCAUCAAGAUCAUUCAUUAAAAAUUUUACACCCAUCAUUUCUCUAGACAAAGGGCUUGAUAAUUUCUUGCUCUUUUGAGUUGAAAGCAAACAGGUUAGAUAUAUAGAAAAUCUGUAAGUAUCUUUGAACUAUCAAAAUUAAAACCUCAGUAUUUUGCUGUUUAAGAGCUUAGGUUAAGUCUUGAUAUUUGAAGUUUAGAUAGUUUCCUCCUAAUUUUGUACAAUUUACCUUGUUUUGAAUAAAUAUUUGUUCUUAAAAUU